GGACGUGAGCAUAUUAUACAUACAGAGUGGCCAAAAAGGGCAAAAAGAGACGACGAAACAAAAUCAAAGCCGUGCGUGAAGAAAAGGAAGACGAAAAAUCUUGAAAACCAAAACAAUACGACUUCUGUGCUGCUGAUUCAAGAACGAAGGAUAAGAAGAAUUUGAGAGGAAAAUAGGGAGAAAUUGCGCGUUGUGUAGAUGCAUGUCGGAGGAAUAACAGUGGAUCUUAACUGGUUCGUACAAUUCAUAUUGUCUUCUUUUUUAAUCGCCUUUGGAUUACUUCACUUGAUCAAGAAUACGGCCUCUAAGUACUUCGAGGUCGACGCAAAUUUCGAAGGCACCGAUCGUAAUAACCGCCACGCAAUGUCCUCCUCGCUUCCCGUCGAAAAAGAUGACUUCUCUUGUGUCGUCUGCGGCAAUCCUGGUACCAAAAAGUGCUCGCGUUGUAAAUCUGUUAGAUACUGCUCAUCAACAUGCCAAUCAACACACUGGAAAUCUGGGCAUAAGACAAAAUGUAAGGAUUAUGGCAAAGUAAAUUCAGUGCAGACUGUGAGAACUGAUUUUGAGUUAAAAGCUUCUAGUGGUGGGGGUAAAAACAUUAACGGAAUUGCUCUAGUUCCUGCCCAGGGAACCUGUAAGGUUUUCAAAAAUCCAGGAAAGGUUCUUUUUCCAUAUGAUGAAUUUGUGAAAUUGUUUAAUUGGAACAAGCCUGUAUUUCCUCCUUGUGGGCUUUUAAAUUGUGGAAACAGUUGCUUUGCCAAUGUGGUUUUACAAUGCCUCACAUACACAAGGCCUUUGGUUGCUUACUUGUUGGAGAAGGGCCAUAGGAGAGAAUGUAGAAGUGAUGAUUGGUGCUUCCUAUGUGAACUUCAGGCACAUGUAGAGAAAGCAAGCCAGAGUCAGCAUCCCUUUUCACCAAUGAGUAUCCUCUCACGGUUACCUAACAUUGGUGGUAAUCUUGGUUAUGGCAGACAGGAGGAUGCUCAUGAAUUCAUGAGGUUUGCCAUUGAUACAAUGCAAUCAAGUUGCCUUGAUGAAUUUGGUGGAGAAAAAGCUGUUAAACCGAGCUCUCAAGAGACGACACUUAUUCAACAUAUAUUUGGUGGCCACCUUCAAUCACAGGUGUUAUGUACAAAAUGUGGUAACAUUUCAAAUCAAUACGAAAAUAUGAUGGAUCUGACUGUUGAAAUUCAUGGGGAUUCUGCAUCAUUGGAAGAAUGCCUUGAACAGUUCACUGCCAAAGAGUGGCUUCAUGGAGACAAUAUGUAUAAAUGUGAUGGAUGCAAUGACUAUGUGAAGGCAUGGAAGCGUCUCACUGUUCGACGUGCUCCAAACAUUCUCACCAUUGCCUUGAAAAGAUUUCAGAGUGGGAGGUUCGGGAAACUGAACAAAAGAGUGACUUUUCCUGAGACUUUGGAUCUUAACCCUUACAUGAGUGAAGAAGGAGGGGGUGCAGAUGUUUACAAGCUUUAUGCUGUUGUUGUCCAUGUGGAUAUGCUGAAUGCAUCUUUUUUCGGUCACUACAUAUGCUAUGUCAAGGAUUUCAGUGGAAACUGGUACAGAGUUGAUGACUGCAAGGUUAUGAGUGUGGAACUGGAAGAAGUGCUUUCUCAGGGAGCAUAUAUGCUUUUGUAUAGCAGAGUUGCACCACGGUCUUCUUAUUUAACUACUAGUGAACCUUCAAGUAAGGAGGAGCUGAAAGCGGUGAAUGGGAAAUUGGAGAGCCCAAAUGGAAAUGAAUGUUUCUCUCCCAUGGAGUCAAAUGUUCUCAUCAGUAGGUCCACAUCCUCUUCGUCGGAUGAUGCUUCGCACUUAAGGGUUUCUGUUUGCAGAAAUGAGUCAGCUAGUGGCAUUGAUUGUCCACCUGUAACAGAACUUACUGAGAAUUCUAAUGUGGGUAAGGCCCAAUCAAGUGCAAUUGCUUCUAAGCAGGUUUCCAGUGAUGAAAACAAGUCAUCUUCUGCUCAAGUUGCAAGAGAAGAUCCAGAGGAUGCUGAUAUGGUAAAUAAUAGCGACUCAAGCUCAUCUGAUGGGAAAGAUCUUUCUAGCUGCAAUGAAAAACUGCAUUUUGUGAUUAGUUCUGAAACUGCUAGAGAAGAUCCACAGGAGGAUACUCAAAUGGUUGAUUCUGAACCUUACUUAUCCAGUUAUACAGAGGCUUCUGGCUGUGAUGAUGAUUCACAUAUGGCAAUUGAUUCCGAAGCUGCCAUAAAAGAUUCAGAAGACAUGAAUAUGGUUGAUUGUGAUACCAAUCCAUUUCUCGCAAAGGAUAUAAAAGUUUGUGGUAGUACGUGCUCUUGUCCCAGUGAGACAUCUCCAGGUAGAGCUCACAAUUUGGAAAGUUUGGUUGUGGGGAAUGGUAAUGGGGUCGAGAGAAGUGGAAUAUCAGAUGAGAAUUAGUUCAGAAUGAUAUUAUCGCUUGCAUUUGUCCCACUAAUUUUUUGUUCAUAAUUUUUAACCAUAUCAACCUGGUCUUCGAAGGAAGAGGCUGAGUUGGGAGUUUUGAUCUGGGGUUUCAAUAUUUGCAGAAAUCACAGAUGUAAUUGUAGUGAUUUUAUAGAUGGACUGGGUAACUUUUUUAGUGAUACAGUUUGAAGAAUGUCAAUACUUUGAGAGCAGGGUUCUCUUCUUUAUAAAUGUGGCUUUUUGUUAGUGUUUGAACUAUGUAUGUGGAAGCCAUAUAUCUGUAAGUGGUAGAACAUGACUCUCUGGCUAGAUGCCAAUAUGUGCUAAUUUGUUGAACGUUUAUCCUUUAUUAGAUAAAAUAUUAAUUAAAUUCUAUUUUCAUUUUA
This is a messenger RNA of Mangifera indica (mango), 2792 nucleotides long. Its product is annotated as ubiquitin carboxyl-terminal hydrolase 18-like. The transcript has 11 exons. Bases 199 to 2400 code for a protein of 733 amino acids. Gene Ontology annotation, molecular function: cysteine-type deubiquitinase activity; cysteine-type endopeptidase activity. Gene Ontology annotation, cellular component: nucleus; cytosol. Lineage: Eukaryota; Viridiplantae; Streptophyta; Magnoliopsida; Sapindales; Anacardiaceae. Gene Ontology annotation, biological process: protein deubiquitination. The record is from RefSeq and is a predicted model, not a curated record.